UGACGUCUUUAAUAUUAUUGAAAUUACUUAUUAGAUAAUACCCACAGAGAGCAUAAUGUUUAAUUCUCAAAAGAUGAAAUAAAAUCUGUUAACAGUACUUAUCAAUAUAGCUCAAAAUAAUGCAGAAUGUAUGAAAUACUUUUAGGGCACUGAAUGCUAAAAAUAUUUAUCUUCAGUUUAUUUUUAGAGAAAAUUAACACUGCUCACCCCUAAACACCUUUGUUUUCAUCCUGCAGUUUACAUUUUCAUUAUGCUUGGCUGUGAAACAGGCAGCCCAAAGGAAAAGAGUGAAACGAUUUCUCAAGUACAGCAUGUGUCUGUAAGUGACUCAAAAUGCCUUACUACACAUUAACAAGAUGUAUCAUUAAUCAUUUACUUGACAUUUGUGUUUUCCCAACUUUCUCAAGACCUCAAUAAAAAGAGCAAACUGAUUAAUGAAAUGGGUGUCACAACAGUGAAGUAUAAAAGAGGGCAGGAGGGCAGAAAAAGACUCCAUACAGACAGAGAUUUCAAAGACACAAGGAUGAAGAAGAUCGCAAUCCUGGUUCUUGCACUCAGCUGCUGUUGGUGUGAAGUGCAAGAUAAUGGAAACAAUGCCAAAGCCCAUCAGUGCUCAGGAUCAACCAGUUGCUGUGAAAUCUACUCCCUCACUUCCAUAGCCCAAAACCUGGCAGAAAUGGGACAGAAAAUUUCAACUAUGGCAGAAAAACUAACGCUCCUGGAGGAUAAGUUGCUAAAGACUGAGAAUCAAGUCCUGGAGCUGCGCAGCCUUACUGCAGGCACGCCUCAGGUGGCCUUUUCUGCAGCUCUCAGAGAAUCUGGCAGUGGAAACACUGGACCCUUCUCUACUUCUACCCCACUGCAGUAUAAGAUGGUCUUCUCAAACACUGGGAAUGGCUACAAUCCUGCAACAGGUAUUUUCACAGCAAUGGUCAAAGGCAUGUACUUCUUUCGAUUCUCAAUGUUCAACAACCUCAGUCCAGUUCCAAACUCUGUUGUGAGCCUCAUGAAGAAUGACGUACUACUGACAUCUGUGUGGGACACCUCAGGGACUGACAGCAAUGACAUGGGCAGCAACGCUGUGGUCAUUCCCCUAGAGGUGGGAGACAAUGUGUAUGUACGGCUCUCAGAAAACAGGCUGGUCUAUGAUGAUGGUAUGAAGUACAACACCUUCAGUGGUUUUCUGCUCUUCACCAUGUAAUUCAAACAUGACUUCAGGUUUGCUCAUCUUGGAUUUUUUGUACAUUAAAAGAAAUAUCUAAUCUUAUUCACACUGUAGCUUGAAAAGUGGAAUCUGUGAAAUUUGGUGUGAUGUACAUCUGAUGUGCUAUGUAUGGAAAUUGUUGGGAAAUUGCAGUUUGUUUGGAACACUGUAUUCAUCACUGCUGAGAAUCAAAAUAGAUAUCAAACUUCCUCUGUGCAAUGCCUCUAUCUGUAAUCUCAUCUCAAAACAUGAUUAUGUUUUUGAUUUCAAAGUACUUUUCUUGUGCAGGAACAAGGGUAAUGAAUACAAUUUAAAAUAAAAUCCAAAAACUUUGGUGCCUGUGAGUUAUUGUACGUAUAUAUGUGUAAUUGUCUUGCAUGCACAUAACACAAACAUUAGAUCAGGAGCAGGGAGAGGUAGGGUAAGGCUGGGGUCAGGUCAUUAGACAUGACUGGCUAGGGUUAAGUUUAAGGUUGACACAGACUAAGGUAAGAGGAAACACCUACGUGUAUCUAUGGGGAAUAAAGACUUCACCUUCCCCCCAUAAUGCACCUCUGAGACUUAAUGUUAACUGUAACAAAUCUAGCCUUGGAUAAAUAGCUGAGCAGGUCAUGGUUCCUCUGGCCUUUGACCAAGAACAUCUGCAAUAAAUAAAAAAAUGUGCUGCUUGUUUA
Molecule: messenger RNA, 1878 nt
Organism: Monopterus albus (swamp eel)
Lineage: Eukaryota; Metazoa; Chordata; Actinopteri; Synbranchiformes; Synbranchidae
Product: complement C1q-like protein 2
Exons: 3
Coding region: 440-1201 (253 amino acids)
Molecular function (GO): protein binding
Source: RefSeq, a predicted model, not a curated record